AUGACACAAAAGCGCUUGCCCCUGCCCACAGCGCUCACAGUUGAGGCGACACCGAGGUCGUCAAUUCGAACCGGUGGGGUGGGGGGAGUGUGGACGGACGGACGGACGUGGUUAGUAAUAAUAUCGACGUUCGCGCGCACGCGCCGCGCGUUAUUGUUGCGGAAGACGAGGGUUCGACUGACAACAGCGGUCUCGCCCUGAUCAUCGGACUGCUUUGGUGGUGGUGGUGGUGAGCAACUCCCGACGACGUUCGGGUUUCAGUUCGGCGUCGUUUCGUCUUGAGAGGAAGGGGCGAGGAAGAAGCAGAAGGCGGAAGAGGAGACGCGAGAGGUGGAACUGAAGAGCAAGAGGCGAGGUGCGACGCCUGCGAGUGAAACCAGAGCCACUGUAUGCCCCACGCGCCGAUAUAUAUAGAGAAUAAGAAGACACUCUCUCGUACUGUAUAGGGAGGGGGGGUAUUCGAUAUCGGGUCGUGUCGCUCGCUCCCUCGCUCUCGGAUAACCUCGGCGUCCGCGACUCGAGCAAAGCAAGGACAAGACCACACGUGCACCAUGACUGACAUCCUCUCCCUGCCGGAUCUCCAUUUAGAGGGCUUCCUGGAGAAACAGAGGGAGAAACUGCGCUUCCACUGGCGACGCUACUGGUUCGUGCUGAGGAACAGCUCGUUGUGUUACUACCCCAGCAGAGGCAGCCCCAUGCCCCGAGGGAGAGUGGACGUCCAUUCGGUGCAGUCGGUGCGGGAACUCAACACGGUGAACCGCGAGCACGUGUUCCAGGUGGUGCUCAGCUCUGGCAAGGUCAUCAUCUUGGCCGCCGCGUCGGGCGAGCAGCGCUCCGUCUGGAUCCAGUUCCUGUGGAAAUGCAUGCAGCUGCCGGGGCCCGGCCGCAGCGUGUCGGCGUGCGCCUGGCACGACAUCCCAGAGCUGCUGGAGAAGGCCACGAGGCUGCGGGAGGAGGAGGAGGAGCGCGGCCUGGAGAGGAGCCUCUCGGAGCGCACGGCCGGAGGCUCCUGCCGAUCCUCGGGCAUCGAGUCCGGAGACGGCGGAGGGCGCGGCUCGGCGGGCCUGGUCAGAUCCGCCACCGUCACGGCCGUCACCCCCGGCGGCGCUCGACGUGGCGACGCGCGUUUGUCGGGAACGAAGUCGUCGUCGUCGCCGUCGGGCGGCCGGUGUCGCUCGCGCGGUUCGCGCGUCGGUGUGACGGUCACGCAGAGCCUGGCCGACGUGCUGUCCUUCAUCAAGCCCGGGUACCGCUGCAGCGGCGCCUCCUCCUCCUCCACCGCCUCGUCCGACAGUGACUCUCAGACUAAGAGAGACAGCCUGGACUCGGGACUCUCUGACAUGGCGGAGCAGCAGGGCUCCGAGGGGCUGACUCUCGGCAGUCGGGGAGCAAAAGACGCCGCGUGGGAGCGGCCGGACAGCCUCCUGGAGGCGCCCGGGGAGCCGAGACGCGCGGCUGAGGAGGAGACGCACGGACAGAUUCACGCGGCACCUCGCUCCGGCAGCGCAGCGCCGACCUGCGUGGAAACGGACGGCAGCAGCGGGACGCUCUGCGCCACCACGGACGCCGAGGCCGCGAGCGGGGCCCCCACCUCCCCGGGCGCGGGGGAGGUCCCCGACCCCCCCGAGGGGGUCUCCAUCGACGCAGCCUGGGGUCACGGCAGCGAGGUCGUCUUGGGGUCGAACGCGAGGGAGUCGAGAGACCUGGAAGAGGUGCUGUACGAGGCGAUGAAGUAGCAAGGACAGGACUGGUGGACAGCUUCCUGUGGUGCCAUGAGGUGACGGCUUCACCGGUACCACCACCAUCUUCUGGCGCCCUCGCUGUUCAUCACGAAGCUUCGUGCGGCUACGGUGGACUUGAUGGGGUUUUGUUUUUUGUUUUUAUUAAACCGUGGUUUUAAUCGCCCGGGAUGGACAUCGUGAAGCGGGGAUGUGGACGCAAGCGAGUGAGCGGAACUUCACGGAGAAGAUGGAAAAACUCCCGGACCCCACUUUGCGUCUCGAUCCUGCAAGUGGGGUUUCUUUUUUUUUCUUUGUUGGAACGUACCGGCGACCGAAACACAAAA
Molecule: messenger RNA, 2065 nt
Organism: Petromyzon marinus (sea lamprey)
Lineage: Eukaryota; Metazoa; Chordata; Hyperoartia; Petromyzontiformes; Petromyzontidae
Source: RefSeq, a predicted model, not a curated record